AUGCAAUCAAUCGAUCCCCGAGGCAGACAAGGAGCUUCUGGAACGUCAGCAAGAGCUCAAGCAACAGAGAUUCAAGCACCCCGAAUCUCUGCACAAUUUACGGACCCCUUUUCGAGACCCGCGGAACCUCCCUCAAUGCUACCGAACGACCCAGGCACUCGGAAUACCUUCGAAGCCUUAGACGAAGAUACGUCGGACCUCGGUUUUGACCUCGAUUCACUACCGUAUCCAAGGCUAGAGAAUCAUACAAGAGCAAGGUUAAUUAUCGAGGACUUCCUGGACAUAAAGAGUGAGGGUUUGAGAGACCACGAGCUUUGGUCUUUAUUCCGAUACGCGUUUACUAGAUGGACCGCGGACGAGUUUUCGUUGGCCGCUAAACAAGCUCACGGCCACCGAGGAAGCAAGUUUACCUUGCUUAUUAGGCUAAGGGAUCACUUAAUGUCUAAGGGAGUUUGGUGCCUCCCAAGGCAAAAAGGCUACGCCAAUGGACUAGCCUUAAUCCGAGAGCAAUCAAUCGAGGGAUUUGAUUCUAGGUGGAACGAUGUUACUAUUGCACGCCUUAAUCGACAAACUGAGGAAGUCGCUAAAAUCCAAGGGAAGCAGGUCGAGAGGUUUCCUAAUCAGUCAGGCCUUAUUCGUCUCACCAAAGUCAUCGACGAACCUCUACCCUCAACUCCAAAUUCGCCUCGCCAAUCACUCCGAGAAGAGGAAAACGAGGAACUUCAAAGGCAAAUACUACGGAACGAGGAACUCCAGCGCCGAAAUAACGCUAUUGCUCGUGACCUCAAUGAUCUACGCAAUUUGACGAUUACGAGGGACGCGCAACAGCGUAAAGAGAGAAUCGAGGAGGCUACAAGGCACAAGGAGGAGCUCAAGGCAGCAAGGCCAUCGUCAUUAAAGCGAAGUUCUCGCGAUUCACUUCCUUCUCCCGUUCCUUUACUACUCCAGCCUCAAGAAGCUCAAACCUACCGAGGGCAUACUCCUAAGGAAGAGAUUCGGAGAGAGGAGGACCAGGGCAAUGGAUACCGCCAAGGCCGAGCCCAAGGAUACGAGCAGAAAAGAGAGCAAACUCCUGCUAGCGACCUUAGCGAUCCAGAUAGCUCGGACGGUGAUCCAGAAGGAAGGAAUAGAGGGGGAAGCGAGUGGAAUGGGCACGGAAGAAGAGGAGGAGGACACGGUGGCCCGACAAAGGGACAAGGAAAUGAGCCGCCAAGGGACCCUGGACGAGACCUUGGACGAGGAUACGGACCCCCUGACGGACCCGGGCCAAACCGACCCUCUACCAGCACCCCUUUUUCGACCCGAGUGCUGGCCAGGCACAGCACACCUACGUACGGCACCCCAGGCGACCUUGACGACGAUUUUCCUGAGCUCGGAACGGCGGACCCAUACCCGAGGGCGAAAGAAUUGGCCUUGUUCGCAAGGAGCUUCCCUAAGGAAUUGAACCGAUACGGGUUAACCUCCGACGAUUAUUUGGCGGCGUUCCUUAUUAUGCUUACGGGGGAAGCUAUUACUUUUUACUAUAAUCACGUCAUCAAGGCCAGGCUUCCGACUUUCAAGGCAAACGCUAUUGCGCAAAUUUCGCUAGAAUUGGUCAAAAAAGAGAAUCCAGGGACCUCGCUUAACGAGUGCUUUGAGAAGCUCGCUAAGGAGCUCAAGGGCAUUCAAGGCUCACUACGACCAGGUCUGAGAGACGAUAGGAGUCUUGCCGACAAGCUGUAUUCAGCUUGUAAAAACGUGCCAGAGACGACGAUUGCACGGAUGAACCCUGCAAUCACUUCUACCGCCGCAGUUGCUGACAUUCGCCGAGCAAUUGCUUUUGCAACUGAGAUCACUCAACCUCUUUUUAAGAGUGAGAGCUUUCGACCCGCCAAAGCAAGCAGAGCUUACGCGAGCUCUAGCGAGCCAUUUGCUCAGCACUCCUCUCAGCACUCCUCUCAGCACUCCUCUCAGCACUCUCCUCAGCACUCCUCUCAGCACACCUCAAGCAAGGCUGAUUCCGACGACCUUGAGGACGAGUACGAGUGUUUUAUUCAAGGCUGCCAAUACGGAGGAGAGCACUCUCUCUUAAAACUAGAAGAACAACAAGCAACAAUUGAGUAUUUUACCACCGAGUGUUUUGCAAUUGCAAGUACUUUGACGACGUCACGAAUUUUACGAAUAUUACGAGAGAUCGCUACCGGCGAUCCAACAACUUCAAAAGCUGACUCCGAUUUAAACGAAGAAUACGAAUGCUUUAUUCAAGACCGCCAAUACUUCGGAGGUAAGAAAGCUGCCAAAGCUACUAAAACAAAAGAGAAGUCCGUCAAAUACGGCAUCGGCUCUGCUACUUCUAUUAAAGCAAUUACUUUAGAAACACUCUUGAGUCAACACGCUGCUACUUAUUACAGCACCGAAAGCGAAACCGUAUAUUGCUACCUUACGGAAGAGCAAUUAAAGACUAUUCACAAGCGUUUUAGCCACCUUUUAACAAGUCGAUUUGCUGCUAUUCUUAAAAAAGCCGAGCACGAAUUCAAACGGGAUUUGCUUUACAACAUUUAA
Messenger RNA from Drepanopeziza brunnea f. sp. 'multigermtubi' MB_m1, 2541 nucleotides. The record is from RefSeq and is a predicted model, not a curated record. Lineage: Eukaryota; Fungi; Ascomycota; Leotiomycetes; Helotiales; Drepanopezizaceae.